AUGGACUUGCAAGUGCACCGUAUCAUCAGUUUUACGGAAGAUGUCGCUGUCGGCCUGAGGCAGUUUCGUGAACAGCUUCCUGAGCAUAGUGCAGAAAUAACCAAUGUUAUUGCCGAGCUAUAUGCCAUCAGUGCUACCCUGACAAGUCUGGAAGGGCUCACGCGACAGUUUCCUCGUAAUUUUGGGCCUGUUAAAGCGGAUUUCGAACGAGUGCUUGUCAGCUUACGGUAUACCCUGAAUGAGAUUAUCAACUCUUUUGGAAAACUUGAUCGGAGACGCAUGGCAGACAACUAUCGCCAGAUAUGGCAUGAUCUGAUUGUCUACUUUCAUGAAGAAAGUGGCUAUUCAUUGAAAAGACGUUUAAACAAAUACAAACUAUUCUUGCACGAAUUGCAGGAUGUAGUACAAAAUAAGACCAUAGACUAUCGCUUCAUGUCUAACUUGCAAAAAAGCAUUUUGGCGGUUCUUGAGGAGCAGGAUAGUCGCUUUGCCGCACGUUUGGCCGGUCUCUCGCUCGGCCGACCAGGAUCGUCAACCAGCAGCAGCAAUUUUUCGGGCAACUCCCUGGAGGUGGAAGGUCAUGGCAUUGAGAAGCGUCGGUCCUAUGAGAGGACGAGAUCUGGGUUUCGACCCCAUCCAUCGCCAUUGCACUCUCCGACGUCGACCAACGACAGCGCUCCUCCAUGGGCUCCUGAUGUGCCAGGCUCACCAAUCUCGACGUCUACGACGACUCAAUCAAACUUAUCGUCAGCUGUAUUGAAUGACCACUGGGCAAAGGAUGUGUUUUCGUACAGAGGUCCGCUGAUGAAAUUCCCUGUCAUUGGCGACAAUUCCAAUUGCCUCGGAGAAGAGGUACAAGACAUAAAGGAAUGGCUCCAUGAGCAGGGCUUCGAUGAAGUUGCAUACUUGGCAUUUGACGAAGAUGUUUCGGUCUACUUUUAUGUCAGGGAGGACGAUAAUCGAGCACGAAUUCUGUGCAAAUCACGAAGAAGUAGGCGAGCUAAAUUCUACUGUCUUCCACUGAAUAUGUUGGAAGUGAGACGUGUCGGACCAUGUCUACAGCUCUGUCGUCGGCGACGGUCAGGAACAGAGCUUGUCCCAUGGUUGAAUCUACAUUUUGAGAGUGUUGAAAAGAUGGUGUUGUUUUUCUGCACCUUCGUUGCCCUACGAUCUCAAGAUGGACAUAAACGUAUUCAAGAUAUUCGUGACUAUGAGCUCGAAGCUGAGAAAGAGCUGUUCGGCGGGCUUAUUGAUGACGAUGGUUUCACCCAUGCCUUGCGUGUAUACCGAGACCGUAUCUCAGGAGCUAUACGACUACAAGCAUCUGUGCAUGAAGGUGAUAUGAAGAGAGCACCCGUGUGGACAGCCUUCAUAACGCAUCAUAUUGAUUCGCCCCAUUGGGUUCGACGCGCAAACGCCAGAGUAUUUCUGCGAGAGGCAAAGAGGGUUAUAUUCUUUCCAGAGUAUUCGCCUCCAAGGAAUAACCGUGGGGAGCACAUUUUGCACUUUACUUCCGAGGAUGACGCCAAGGAUUUCGUGGACGUAAUUGAACGACUUUCAAUCACUGACUAA
Messenger RNA from Talaromyces marneffei, 1572 nucleotides. RefSeq lists its product as uncharacterized. The transcript has 8 exons. The coding region runs from base 1 to 1572 and encodes 523 amino acids. The record is from RefSeq and is a predicted model, not a curated record. NCBI's taxonomy places the organism in Eukaryota, Fungi, Ascomycota, Eurotiomycetes, Eurotiales, Trichocomaceae.